This is a messenger RNA of Chelmon rostratus (copperband butterflyfish), 1971 nucleotides long. RefSeq names its product fibulin-7. Gene Ontology annotation, molecular function: calcium ion binding. The transcript has 8 exons. The record is from RefSeq and is a predicted model, not a curated record. The coding region runs from base 1 to 1350 and encodes 449 amino acids. NCBI's taxonomy places the organism in Eukaryota, Metazoa, Chordata, Actinopteri, Chaetodontiformes, Chaetodontidae.
AUGCUUGCUUCAACUGCGAUUGUCACCACCAUGCUGUGCUUCUGCUCAUUCUAUGCAACUUUUGGACAGGACUGUCCGAGUAGACAGGAAAUACAGGGCUCUCUGAAGCAGGUACAGAAGCUUCUCUCGGCCCAUGAAGCCUCGUACAUGCAGAGUCUUCGCAACCUGAAGAAGAAAAUAAACUUGUUGCAAAGCAAUGCAGGGAAGCAGACAACAAGAGCCAUCAACAGUACCUGCCCAAAAUUGGACGCGCCCAUCAAUGGGAGGAAACUUGGCAAGUCACUCAGCGUGGGCCACGAGGUUCACUUCCUGUGUGACCCUGGUUAUGAACUUGUUGGAUCAGAGAGCAGGGUUUGUCAGGAAGGCCUGACCUGGGGUGGCCAGCAGACGAGCUGCCGAGACAUCAAUGAGUGUGCGUCCUCUCCUUGCCUGAAUGGUGCGACAUGUGUGGAUGAAGUGAAUCAGUUCUCUUGUGUCUGUGCCAAAGGCUGGUCCGGAGCCACCUGUCAGAGCCCUGUGCCAACAUUCUUUGUCACCAUGACAAACACCUCUGCCGCCACCUCCCCAGCCACUGCCGCGGCCUCCACGCUGCCUGCUGCCACCACUGGGCCCUUUGUUCGUCCAUCGCGCUGCACUAUAAUGCAGGGGACCACCCACUGCACCUGUGAGCCAGGAUACACCAUCUCUGGCAGGGACAGCAGCACUUGCACUGAUAUAGAUGAAUGUGAGCUGUUCCAUAAUGGCCAGGCUGGGAGACUGUGUUUACAUGCUUGUGUUAACACCCCUGGUGGCUACCGCUGCUCCUGUCCCACCGGAUACAACGUGACCCGCGAUGGACGCAGCUGUAAAGACAUUGACGAGUGUGCCACCAGACAAAACAACUGCACAAAAGACCAGAUGUGCAUUAAUACGUACGGUGGUUUCCAGUGUGUCCGUGUGGACUGCCCCAAAAUCCCUAAUGCGACAUAUGUCAAGACAUCGCCUAUGCGUUGUGAACGUAACCCCUGUCCGGUGGACAACAAGGCAUGUGCUCAGACCCCCAACUCUUUCUCCUACCAUUACCUGGCUGUCGUGUCCAACCUGUCAGCUCCUCGUGUCAUGUUCAGGGUCUCAGCGCUUCGUCCAAUGGGUGACACACUUCGUUUCUCUCUGCUGGGGGGAAGGCAAGCUCGGCGCCACUUCACAGUCCAGCGUUCAGACCGUGUGACAGGUCAGCUGAUGCUGGUGACCCCCGUGCAGGGCCCCGCCACGCUAGAGGCAGAAGUGGAGAUGAGCGAGCUGGAGAGACGAGUCCAGCUGGGGAGGUAUAUCACCAAAGUCACCAUGUUUGUUUCCCAGUAUGACUUCUAGAAGGAGAAGAAUGAAAGUGGAAACACACAGAGCACAAAGGCCAAACAGGAGUCUGGUUUGGAUUUAGCUAAGCACUCUAUAUUUGGCCAUGGAUGUGUAAUAAUCUCAUGUAUCGUGGCGACCAUCUAUAAAGUCAAAGAAGUUGCUGCAGCUCAAAAGUGUAGUUAAAUAAGCGUGAGCCAGCAUGUCGACUCUGCAGUGAUGGAUGGAUUAGCACUUGUCUUGCACACCUGUGUGCAAUAAAUAUUUUAGAAUAUGGGUUCUUCAGGGGCAUAGGUAAUAAGCUAUGGAGACACAAACGUGUGAUGUUGGGUUGACUAACCAUGGAAACAAGUGUUUUGUGUGGAUUAACUAAAAUAGAUUUAUUGCACAAAGAUAUAAAUGAUUGUAGGAGAUAUAAAAGGUGAACGACAUGAUGUAGCAGCAACAUCCACAGUCCACCCUGAAAGAAAGUGUUAUUUUAUAAAUGACAGUCCUGCUGUGUUGACGUUUAUGGUAUGUAUACUGGACACAUAAUCAUGACAUGUGACGAUUUUGUAAUUCUCUUUGCUAAUUUACUGCUGUUUUAUUUAUAUUCUUGUUUUACUACAACUGCUAUGUCUUUGUCUCCAAUACUAUCAU